Molecule: messenger RNA, 820 nt
Organism: Phyllopteryx taeniolatus (common seadragon)
Lineage: Eukaryota; Metazoa; Chordata; Actinopteri; Syngnathiformes; Syngnathidae
Product: troponin I, slow skeletal muscle-like
Exons: 5
Coding region: 169-624 (151 amino acids)
Biological process (GO): muscle contraction
Cellular component (GO): troponin complex
Source: RefSeq, a predicted model, not a curated record
AAGACCGGUAAGAUAUUCUUUUUGUAUGACAUGUUAACUGUUUUGCAUUUAUGCAGAAAGUGAUGCAGCAUUUUAUGCAAAUGUUGAAUUUCUGUGCAGAGAAAAUCCAAGAUUUCUGCAUCUCGCAGACUGACCUUGAAGACCAAGCUGCUAAAGGUGGCAACUGUGAUGUUGGAGAAGGAAAAGGAAGCAAAGCGCCAGGAGAGAGAGACUGCUUUGAAUGAGAGAGUUCCUCCGCUGCAGCUGUCUGGGCUGUCAGUGCAGGACCUUCAGGCUCUGUGCAAAGAACUGCACCAUAAAAUUGACGUGGUCGACGAAGAGCGCUACGACAUCAACUCCAAGGUUACCAAGACUUAUGCAGAGCUUGAGAAUCUGUCUGCCAAGAUCGUUGAGCUGAAGGGUAAAAUGAAGCGACCCGCUCUUAAAAGGGUGAAGAUUUCGGCUGACGCCAUGUUGGGAGCUCUGCUGGGCGCUAAGGUCAAGGAGUCUGUGGACUUUAAGGCCAACCUCAAGACCGUCAAGAAGGAAGAUGAGAAGAAGGAGGAAGUGACCGACUGGCGUAAGAAUGUGGAGGCCAUGUCUGGUAUGGAGGGCAGAAUGAAGCUGUUUAAUGCCGGCCAGUAGAUUCAAAAUGAGUGAGAUGGACAACUAGGAAGCCCACAGUGUGAAUAUCAUUGUGUGUUGCUACAGCUCAACGGUAAUGUGGUGUCGCAUAUCUGUUAUUGUAGAACGUGAAGAAGUGUGCAAUAUUUUCUUGUAGUGUCGAAAUGCCCGGAAACAACGCGAUGAUGAUGAAAAUAAAGAAAAAAGGUAUGAUCAA